Doryrhamphus excisus (bluestripe pipefish) is the source of this 1371-nucleotide messenger RNA. NCBI's taxonomy places the organism in Eukaryota, Metazoa, Chordata, Actinopteri, Syngnathiformes, Syngnathidae. The record is from RefSeq and is a predicted model, not a curated record.
AAAAAGACGGUUUAUUACCAAUAAUCUUACAAUCUUUAUUAAAGAAAAGAAAAGAAGUAAAGAAAAAGAUGACAGAGGAAAAAGAUCCAUUACAAAAAUCACUUAUGAAUGCCAGACAAAACGCAUUUAAAAUAGCAGCGAACUCUCUUUACGGUUUUACCGGUUCAUCAAUCAGUAAAUUGCCAUGUUUAGACAUAGGACAAACAAUCACAGGUUAUGGUAGAGAAAUGAUAGUUCUCACAAAAAACUAUAUAGAAUCUAAUUUCAAUCCUGAAAAGGGGCACAAUUUUACAGCAAAGGUGAUUUACGGUGACACAGAUUCUGUCAUGAUAAAAUUUUUAGGAGAAAAUAUCAACUCUGAUUUUGUUUUUGAUAUAGCAGGUGAAAUGGCAAAAGGAGCAUCCAGUAUCUUUUUAGAUCCUAUAAAAUUAGAAUUUGAAAAGAUCUAUUAUCCUUAUCUGUUAAUGAACAAAAAAAGAUAUGCAGGUGUUAUAGAAACAAGAGAAUUCGUGCCUGCACCAGUUCAAGAAAAAGAAUUGAAAGAUUCAAACAAUAAUGAUGCAAAACGUGCCAAAAAUAUGAUCACCGUGACGAAAAGACGAAUCGACACGAAGGGAAUGGAAACUGUUCGAAGAGACAAUUGCCAAUUGGUAAAACAUUUAAUAGAAGAAUCAUUAGACCUUCUUUUAAUGAAACGAGAUCCUGAAAAGGCAAAGAAGUUGGUGAAAGACACCAUUCGCGAUCUUUAUUUAGAUAAAAUAGAUAUGAGCAUGUUGGUAAUUUCCAAGACGAUUUCAAAAAAAUCUUAUUCAGCGAAACAGGCACAUGUAGAAUUAGCAGAGAAAAUGCAAAAAAGAGAUAAUAUUGUAGCAGAGAUAGGUGAUCGUAUAGCAUUUGUAAUAAUUGAUAAAGGACCGAAAGUGAAUGCAUAUGAAAAAUCAGAAGAUCCAUCAUAUGCCUUACAACACAAUCUAGCACUGGAUAUAAAAUAUUAUAUCGAGCAACAGAUAAGCAAUCCAGUUCAAAGAUUAUUUGAACCAUUGAUGGAUAAUGUAAAUGAACUAUUUCAAGGUGAACAUACCAAAACAAGAGUCAAAUCAGGACAGAUGGCCGGGCCAAUGGCCAAAUUUGUACAGAAAUCCGAGACAUGCAUAUCUUGUAAAACAAGAGGCUCAAUUUUAUGUAAGGCAUGCGAGCCCAAUUUUUCGUUUAGAAGAUUUAAGAAAAACAGAAGAGAUUUUCAAUAAAUGUUGGUUAGAAUGUCAGAGAUGUAUACAAUCUGUAUGUAGUGAGGUGAUAUGUGCUAAUAAAGAUUGUCCAAUAUUUUUUAAAAGAGCUAAGGCAAGAAAAACAUUAGAUGAAAUAACAAAC